Molecule: messenger RNA, 6452 nt
Organism: Corvus hawaiiensis (hawaiian crow)
Lineage: Eukaryota; Metazoa; Chordata; Aves; Passeriformes; Corvidae
Product: rho GTPase-activating protein 7-like
Exons: 12
Coding region: 157-2748 (863 amino acids)
Biological process (GO): actin cytoskeleton organization; signal transduction; regulation of Rho protein signal transduction
Molecular function (GO): protein binding; GTPase activator activity
Source: RefSeq, a predicted model, not a curated record
CUUCCUGCUCCUGCCAGAGCGAUGUUCAGGAGUUACCUGCAGGCUUCUCCUGGGCAGAAGCUUUUCCAGUCCAGCUUAAGAGGCAGGAACUGAGAGAAUGGAUUUGCUUUGGUCCUGACCUGUGGCUCCUGUGCGAGGGCUGGGGUGCGGGUGAGGAUGAGGAUGGCGGCGCUGGGCAGGCCCCACCUCAGGAGGUGCCUCAGCGACCACCCCGGGGGCUCCACCAGCUGGGCCUGGGACGGCUUCUGGAGAACAGCCAGGGAAAAACGCCUCGCAGAAAUUGAAGCCAGAGAAGCCUGCGACUGGCUGAGAGCUGCUGGAUUUCCCCAGUAUGCUCAGCUGUUUGAAGAUAUGCAGUUUCCCAUUGAUGUAAAAACUGUAAGGAGAGAUCAUGAAUUUUUAGAUGGAGAUGCGAUUGAGUCACUGUUCAGAAGGUUGAACACACUGAACAAGUAUGCAUCAAUGAAAGUGGAAAUAAGCCGUGAUAGGAAACGGAGUGAUGACUCUGAAGAUGAUGAACCCUGUGCAAUAAGUGACAGAUGGGCUUAUGAGAGGUGCAGUCAGCGGUGGUCUCGCAUCGAGAGCCUGGCAGAUUUUCCAGCAGAGGAAGGGGCUGGUGCCUCCACCCCAGGCAGCCCAAUACUGAAGAUCAUCAACAACGAGGACAGUGUCUUUCUGGAUCAUGGUGAUAAGCACGAUGUGUCCUCAAUUCACAGCACCAGCAGUGCUGACAGUGACGUUGUUAACUCCCAAAAACCUUUUGAAGAUGUGGAAAACAGCACAAGUUCCUCAAGAUGUUCCUCAGUUAAGGUACCUUCACUGGACUCUGCUUUUAGUUGUUCUCCUCCCCUCAGUGAAUUUUUAAAUAUCACCAGUGAGGAGAAGCUUUUGGAUAAGUCACCAUCUAAAAAGAGGAAGAGCCUUCUAAAGAAAAUGGAGAAGCUGCACUUAAGGAGCUGCAACUUAAGGAGUGGUCAGUCAAAGGCCAAACCCAUAAUAAGUGAACCUGUUCUUCUGGAAGGACUUAAUGAAGAAAAGAUGAAGAUGCUGAACUGUGUAAAUAUUUCUGACCUUUCUGGCAUCCGAACAAAGAGCAAUUCUUCCUUUUCUCCCCGGAGCUGCAAUAGCAGCAAUCAGUCUGCAAAUAGCAGCACAGGGAGCACUCCAAGUCCUGUUAUAAAACCAGGCAGCCCCUGUGAAGGAAGGGGGACGUAUGCAGAGCACAUGGACUCCAGCAAGCUCUUGCUGGGGAAUGAUCUAUCUCAGCAAAACCUAAAAAAUGACAUAAUGUUACAAAAGAACCAGAUGUUUCAAAUUCCACAAGGCCAUAAACCUGGCACUUUCCCCACAGUACUUACAGAUAGCUCCCUGUCUCCAGCAGACAACUCUUCUGUUAACUGGAGAACUGGGAGUUUCCAUGGGUGCAGGAGGAGCCGGAGCAGGAGCGGUUCCAAGGACCCCAGAGCCCCCAGGAGUCCCCUGUCGGGCGGGGAUAACAGGCGGAGCGUGUAUGACAACAUGCCCAACAUUGACCUGGAGACUUUGGGGGCAGCACAAGUUGGUGACGACGAUGUGUUCUCAGAACUGAACAGUGUCAUAGCAGAUGUCAAUGGUCUCAAAAAGUUGGUUGAUCAGUGGACAGAGAAGUUCUCAGAUGAUAGGGAUUCUGACUUUGCCAGUGACUUGACCUCUUUGUAUCCACCUUCCCCUAAAGAAAGCUCUCUUGAAACAGAGGGCUCAGAAGACAAGACAGCAGGGGAGGCUGAGGGAGAGAGCAGCUGUGGCCUGGGCAAGGAGAUUGGUUCUGCAGACCUGACUUACAUCACAGACUCUAAAAAGACCAACAGGCAUGGGAAGCAACACUGGUCUGUGGAAGAGAGCAUGAACCUGGAAAGCCUUUCCCUCCAGACUGAUGGCCAGUCAGCUGCCCAGCUGGCCCGCACACAAAAGCUGGCACUGUUGAAGCUCACAGCUUUAAUGGACAGAUAUUCCCCUUCCAGUAAGCAGGGCUGGAACUGGACCAUACCAAAGUUCAUUAAAAAACCAAAAGCCUCAGACUACAAGGACAAAAACGUGUUUGGGGUUCCUUUACUUCUGAAUGUGCAGCGAACGAGCCACCCCCUGCCCAAUGGCAUUCUGCAAGCCCUGGAGUAUCUGAGAAGCCACUUUCUUGACCAGGUUGGCCUGUUCCGAAAAUCUGGUGUUAAAUCCAGGAUUCUGUCUUUAAGAGAAAUGAAUGAAACCAACCCAAACAAUGUCUGUUACGAAGGGCAGUCGGCAUUUGACGUGGCAGAUAUGGUGAAGCAGUAUUUCCGAGACCUCCCUGAGCCUAUAUUUACUAGCAGGCUCUGUGAAUCCUUCCUCCACAUCUACCAAUACGUGCCAAAGGAUGAGCAGUUUCAGGCUGUCCAGGCUGCUAUUCUCCUUCUCCCAAAGGAAAACCGAGAAGCUUUGAAAAUCCUCCUGUUCUUCCUGAGAGAUGUGGUGGCUUUUGUUGAGGAAAACCAGAUGACCCCAACCAACAUUGCUGUCUGUCUUGCACCUUCUUUGUUUCACCUCAACACCCUGAGGCGGGACAGCUCCUCCUCAACCAGAUCCAGUCAGAGGAAGUGCAGCUUGGGGAAGCCAGACCAGAGGGAGCUGAGUGAGAACCUGGCAGCAACACAGGGCUUGGCCCACAUGAUAAUGGAGUGCAACAGGCUCUUCCAGGUAAAACUGCUGCCUGCCUCCCCGUACCAUCAGAGAUGACAUCAAAGGCUGGGUGACCUGCUCAUACCUGGCACAUAAGCUUGUCCAUGGCUCGUUUCAGCCCUUCCUCCAGCAGGUCUAUGAGACGCACCGUGUCCCCUGAACGAGUUUUGAACUUCUUCCUGAAAACACACAGCCAAAAUGACCACCUGCCUAAGAGGCAAAACACUCCCACCCUCUGCCUAGUGCCCAGUAAGCUUAGGAAAAAAGCACAUGGCAAAGCCCUCUGUAUUGAAGAAAUUGCAAUCACACAGACAGCUACAAAACUGAGAGAACACCCACAGUGUGGUCAGCAGGAAUGGCCAGGAAGGAUUCAACAGUCAGAACUGUCCAGUUCCAGAUAUUAAGCAGGACACAAUACCAGUGCCAGACUUUUCCCAAUUUUUGUUUCAUCCACUGUGAAGCAGGUAGAAAGUAAUGGAAAUCAUGGCCUUUACCACUGCCAUCUCCCAGUACCACAUUAGCUUCCACCAGCCCAAACGUCAGGCAGCAGAAGCCAGGCCUGAGAGAGAAUGUGCACCAGUGACUGUGUGGGUCAAGGACAAUGACAUUGAACAAAAUGAAUCAGUUACAGGUAACAGCACAGGAUGCAGUGCUUUCUUUUGAUAUUUUUUUUGGUGUACCAUGUACGUACUUGUCAACAAAUGAGAGCAAAUGUCCUGCAUUCACUCAGACUUUCUCUCCAAGGCACAUAUAGAGGAAAAACUACACCCAGACACUUACUUGUCUUCUCCCAGCACCACUCCAAAGGCAGCAUGGGCCACUCUGGUGACUUUGGGAUCAUACCAGCCAAUCAUCUGUCCAGCUGCAAACACUGUUUGGAAAUGCACAGACUGCAAGGAAUAAACACCAACAACUGGUUCUCAACCCACUCCUCCAGGUGCAGUUUCUUCCUAGUUUAUUCUAUUCACAACGAUGUUCUCACAAUAGGAAUUAAAAUGUUUCCAGCUCCACGACAAAUUCCACUUCAGAAAGUUCAACCUUUCCAAGAGUUUUCCAGCUUUACAGAAGCAGCAACUGGCUAAUUCCCAUCACUGCUCAGAUAAGGAGUAAAUGUGCCAAUCACACUGAAGACCCUGUGGUUUCCUACCUGUGCUACUGCUGCAUCCAUCAUUUCACACACUUUGUGAUGACCUGCACCAACAGUUACAGCAGAGGGUGGCAUACUCACCUGGCCACUAUCAACAACGUAGAUAAGGAUAUCACCCUUCUCUUCACACAGCCUGUGCUUCAGAGCAGCCAGGUCUGAUGUGUCAUACGUGUAACCUCCGUCAGAUUUCAUGAUAGUCAGCGGGACAGGGAAACCCGGGACGAACACGACCUUCCGGCCAUCAUCAACCUGGACAAAUCCUACAAAAGCAAUGAAAAACAUUCUGUGUUGCAUCACAAUAAGGAGGUUUCUGGGCCAGCAGCAACACUUCCCUUCCCUGCUGCUACCAGGAAGAACAGGCCAUACACUCACAUAAUCAAAAAUAUGAAAAAACCUAUAUGAGAACUCCCUUGUGAACCAACCAAGUCCCAUUCUGUACAGCACUUCUGGAACUACACACAAGGAAGCAGAUCUGCACAAAUGUGGCCUUACCAGAAAAGACCUAAUUCAAAAACUCCCAUCACUGGCAUCCAGAUCUACCUGUACAGCCACAAGCCCACCACAAAAUAUGGCAUUAAAGGCAACAGAAACUCUAUGGAGAUAAAAUGAGGACUUUGCAGGGAGUCUUUCUGAGGUGAGACAGUCAGACACUUCAGAUGGUGAGACUCAAGAACUGCCAAAUCUGGACAGGAACAAAGAAAACCAGAGACUUUUUAUGCUGCAGUUGGCUUCUUGCCGUUUUCAAAGUCAACAUGAUCCAAAAAUCCCACUGUCUUCACAGAGAUUUCUCAGACAAAGUUCCCACACAGUCACAACACUAAGACUGGGAAGUCUGUCAUAUAUUGCUCCUUGACUAUUUACUCAGGAUACAAUAAUUCUAGUAGUACCCUGUGUUAUUGCCUACAGAUAUCACAGACAAACUGCUUUUGAUGUCAGCAAGAAAGAUUCAGGCUUUCUGGAAUAAGGAAAAGCCACGAAAGAUCCACUUAGGAAAGGCAGCUGAGAAAAAAAGCAAAGGUGGGGAACAUGGAACUUGAAAAGCAUCAGCCCUAAGCCUUGCUGAAUAGGAUUGAGGUUACCAUGCUCAUCCUCACAGCUGCAGAACAACUGAUCUGAGACCAAAAGCCUCACCUUUAUCUUCAAAUUCUUUCACAAUGUCUUUCAUCAUCUCAUGGUAGAAGGAUUCUCCUCUCUCUAUGAUUGUGAUGUCCAAACAGUUGUAGAUUUUCUGGAAUUCUUGAGGGAAACAGAACAAAAUACUUACAUUAAAGGCACACAGUGGUAACCAAUGGAAAAUGUUUACCAGUGGGUACAGCAAGGCCCAAAAGGCAUUAUACAUCUCUUGGUCAUGCUGUCAGACUAGGACUCAAGAGACAAAAGAGUCAGCUGAAAGUCUCCACUUAAGACAGCCCAGUACUUUGGUUGUACUGGCUUUUUGCUUUCAGCUUCUCUUAGCAGUAUGGCAGUGAUUUUCAAGAGAAAACAGAAGGGUGUGCUCAGCAUAAAGCGAGGAAAGCCACACUGUUCUACGGCUGAGACAUGAUUCCAGAUGCGGCAAAGUCACCUCUGCGUGACACGUCACAGAUAAGAUUCCAGGCUUUAAUGAAGUCAGGGUUUUUGCUCUGCAGCAGCACCACACAUUGGUAGGCUCGCUUCUUAAAUUCCUCCUCUGUGUCAAACCUCCGCUUGGAUUCCUACAGGGAAACACAUGGACAAGCACUGCUUUCUCCCCUGAAACAAACCACCACUCCUAACAGGUUCUCCAAGCAUGCUCAUCUCAAAACAGGAAGGCUGCAUGCUUACACAGCCCUUUGACCAUGCCCCAUACAGACAGUUCAAUACCAGAUAUCACAAUCCAUCACCCCGUGGCUGGUUAUUGCAAUAAUCUACUAACAGUGAUUUGAUUCUUUCAUUUCUCCAAAACUAUGUUGCAAUUUGUAAAGCUCCUCAACCUGCUUUUCAGAUGCUGACAUAAACAUCACACUUAUCUGCUACACUUACCUUGUAAAAAGCUUGGAGGUCCCCAAUGGGAGGAGAAACAGUUAAGUAAUCUGGAAAUUUGUCCUGGAGGUGAGCAAUGAGCAUUCCAAACUGGGUGCCCCAAUCUCCUAAAUGGUUCAACCUUGGAGCAAUUGAAGAGGGCAAUAAUAAUCAUCUCUUAAACAUAUGCUUUAAGAUACACAUAUUUUAAAAAUAUAUAUUCUAAAAAAACCACAUAUAAUACCAGAAACCCAGGCCAGGCAAGCUCCCCCAAUUUCACUGCACUGAAGCUGCUGCCCACCUUGAUUCCUAACCCUGCUACAAUUGCUCAGCUUAGUUAUCUACUACCUAUAAAGGGUUAUUUGCUAUGUGCUUAUAAACCAAGUCCAAUAUAGACCAGAACAGAGACACAGGGACUGCACAAACAGCCCACAAGUCCAUCACACCCAGCCACCGAGUCUCACCUCAGAACAUCAUAACCUGCGAACUCGAAGAGCCGGCACAUGCUCUCCCCGAUGAUGGUGGAGCGCAGGUGGCCAACGUGCAUCUCCUUUGCAAUGUUGGGGGAGGAAAAAUCCACCACCACCUUGGACAUGGCACCAAAGGAACACAUGAAUAAAAGGCCAUUACCACA